AAAAAUGCUAUCAAAUCCACAGCUCAUUCACCAAAAAUGUCAUGUUCAUAGAUCAGCAUUAUUGUAGCCAAGAAUGGUCCUACUAGUGUGUACUAAUAUCAUCUGAAUCUGCGAGUCAUGCUUAUGGAAAUGAGAUAAAAUUCUAGGUGUUUCGUUGAACUUUUUCCCUUGUAUGUUUCAGUCAUUUAUUUCUAGAAAGGAAAAUAAAUCAAAUCUGUAUUUUAUGGGUAUCUUUAUUAUUUGAUGCAGCAAUAAAGUAGCUGAGUUUAAUGACAACUCUUGGUAAGUCUGUUCAUUAGUCAUUUUCAUCCACUUUUAUUCCAUUGCAAAACAUGAAACAAUGACACUGAUGUGGUGUUUGUUGAAUUAAAUAUGUGAAAUAAAUGUUGUUGAUUUUGUUUUGUUUUAUGCAUGAGAGGUUCGGAAACUGAGGCAGAAGCAAAGACUAGUUGAUGAGUUCUUGGAGAAUUCAUGUGUUUUGUAGAAUUCAGAGAAGAAGAAAUUAUGAACCUGUAUCAGCUGAAUCAGAUAGAAUUUGAGUUAAGUUUGGAAGGACAAUGAAAGAAUUUGAGUUUGAUAAGGUUUUUUUAAUCAAGAAACAACUCAAGGUUAGUGUCAAAUUCCAUUUUGUUGUGUUAGGUAAUUUUAAUUAUUUGAUUUUAGUACCAAAUUUUACUCUGUUAAAUAUAGUCUAAACAACUGCCGGAAAUGUUUUUGUUGAGGUGGAAUCAAUUCUAAGGUCUGCAAUGGAAAGGCAGAAUGUAUGCGAUUUCAUUUUUGGUCAAACCGACAUAAGCAAAACAUUUACCAUGGUCAGUGAUGUCAAAAUUGUGUACAUACUGUGUUAAUCGCUGCUCAAAGUGUGCCAGUGUAGCAAUAGUGAAUACAGAGUUACAGCAUGAUUAGAUACAUUACAGCUCCAACCCUUUUGAAGCCUUUUCCAUGAUGCAAUGGAUAUGUUUUUGAAAAGUGGCAGAUGAAAAUGGUUUUGAAAAGUGGUAGAUGUUAAUGAUUUUUGAAAAACAGGUUUGUUUAUUUGUUAGCGGAAGACCAUUUUCGAUGAGAAAGAGAAUCUUAAAUGAAAGAGACUUACAACCUUGCAUACAAAUAUUUUUAUAUAUUUGAAGACAAAGCAAAACCAGGUCUUUUAACCAUUGUAUCGGUCUGGUUUAUUAGGAAACAACAAAGAAAAAAUGUGAAGAUGUCAUUUCCAAUCUUGAAAGGAUUUGUGCCUCUCAACACUGAUCAACUUUACGGGAUGCUUGCAAACAUUAAGGAAGAACCACGUGAUGUUACUGAGCAUGCUCCAGCAGAAGUUUUGUUUCCUGAGAUUAAUGUUUUACUGAAAGAAGUCAAAAAGGAAAGAGAAGCUGGGGAACCUUCCAAUGCGAAUAACAGUGUUGGAGGGUUGCCGAAAGAGUUCUCUUGGUUGAAAGAAAUCAGCAAGUCUGGGAAGAGAGGCAACCAAGUAUUUCAUUUCCGAGCUGAAGCGGUACAUAAGGUUCUCCGUCCCGACAUUACUUCGUCUCUUAUUCGGGAUUUUGACACGGGUGAGCAUCUUCCAUGUAAGAUAAUCAAAUCAAACAAGUCAAAUAUGGAAAUGUAUCUUGGAAAAGGAUGAUAUUCUUUUGCUAAAUUCAAAAAGCUGAAAGCUGGAGAUAAGCUUCAUUGCAUAUACAGAUUAGAGGAAGCAAUUUUGUAUGUCAGGUUGUAGAGAAAAGGAAAAUAGAAGGACAUUUGGAGUUGAUAAAUGUAAGAUGUUUUGUUAAAUCUUUUAGUAAUAUCUUUUAUAAUAAUAUUUUGAGUGACAAAACGGGUCCGGUCCGUUGAGCAUAUCAUUCUGCCGGCUCUUUUGUGCGGGACAUAUCAAGGAUUUAGACUCUCACAUUCUAAUGUUCGUUAUGUAUUUUUUUUGCGGGUUUAUACGGGCAUGUGAAUUAACACAAUUUUA
Vicia villosa (hairy vetch) is the source of this 1951-nucleotide messenger RNA. RefSeq lists its product as uncharacterized. The coding region runs from base 1079 to 1621 and encodes 180 amino acids. The transcript has 3 exons. Lineage: Eukaryota; Viridiplantae; Streptophyta; Magnoliopsida; Fabales; Fabaceae. The record is from RefSeq and is a predicted model, not a curated record.